AUGGCAGAGCCUGAGAAUUCUAUCAAGUCUGCUGAUCAGACUGAAGAUCAGAAAAACGAUGACAACCCACCAGCAACAGAUGAAAUCUUGGAAUCGCCCGAUAAAACGGCUGCCCCGCCAGCUAACGAUAAUCAACCAGAAGAAGAUCAACAAGCAGAUGAAGAUGCUCCUAACUCACCACAUAUUGAAGAUUCAAAGCCUAAGUCUACCGGAUUAAACCCUGAAGAUGAUGAUUACGAAGUAGUAGUAAAGUUAAGUGACCUACAAGGAGACGAGAAUAGUCCUCUAUACUCUGUCACUAGCUUCGAAGAGCUGGGAAUAAACCAAAAAAUUCUACAGGGUAUUUACGUCAUGAAUUUUAAAAAACCUUCAAAGAUUCAAGAGAAAGCUCUGCCAAUACUUCUUCAGGAAACUCCAACAAACAUGAUUGCCCAGUCGCAGUCCGGCACGGGGAAAACAGCAGCGUUCGUCAUAACCAUUCUUUCACGGAUAGAUCAUGAAAACCCAAAAUCGCCACAGGCACUUAUUCUUGCUCCAUCACGCGAGCUAGCGCGUCAAAUUGAAGGAGUCGUCAGAGAAAUAGGUCAAUUCGUCGAUGACUUGACAAUCCAAUGCGCGGUUCCAGGAGCUGUGGAAAGGGAUGCUCCGGUCGAAGCUAUGAUAGUUGUGGGAACCCCAGGAACGGUAAAUGAUCUCAUAAGAAGAAGGCAGCUUGACACAAGAAACCUGAAAAUUCUUUGCCUGGAUGAGGCCGAUAAUAUGUUAGAUAUGCAAGGACUUGGUGACCAGUGUUUGCGGGCUAAGAGUAUGCUGCCUGCUAUCACCCAAAUUCUCCUGUUUUCUGCAACUUUCCCUGAUCAGGUCUGGGAAUACGCAAGACAAUUUAGUCCUGAAGCUGUUGAAAUAACGCUGCAGAAGGAGAAUCUAACUGUCAGUGGUAUCAGCCAGAUGUUCAUUGACUGUCCAUCUGAUGCUGGAAAAUAUGAUGUCCUCGCUCAACUUUAUGGAAUGAUGACCAUUGGCUCCUCAAUUAUUUUUGUUAAGAAACGAGAAACAGCCGACAGAAUUACUGAUCGUCUAGUAUCAGAAGGUCAUCAGGUAGUUGCCGUUCAUGGUGCUUACGACGGUGCGGACCGUGACAGGAUUCUUGAGGACUUCCGGGCCGGUCGUGCAAAAGUUCUUAUCACUACUAAUGUUCUCGCACGAGGUAUCGAUGUUUCAACUGUAAGCAUGGUGAUAAAUUAUGAUAUCCCAAUGAAGGGCCGUGCAGAUGAGGAAGUUGACCCAGAGACUUAUCUGCACCGAAUCGGAAGAACUGGUAGAUUUGGACGCACAGGGGUCAGUAUCAGUUUUGUGUUUGAUCACCGAAGUUUUCAAGCCUUGAGCUAUAUCGCUAAGGUGUACGGUAUUGACCUUGUGAAAUUAGAUCACGAAGAUUGGGAUCAAGCCGAAAGGAUCAUUCAAACUAUCAUUAAAACUACGCGUACAGCAUAA
Blumeria graminis f. sp. triticale is the source of this 1494-nucleotide messenger RNA. The record is from the annotation of a GenBank genome assembly. Lineage: Eukaryota; Fungi; Ascomycota; Leotiomycetes; Helotiales; Erysiphaceae.